Messenger RNA from Microcebus murinus (gray mouse lemur), 1550 nucleotides. RefSeq lists its product as uncharacterized. The record is from RefSeq and is a predicted model, not a curated record. NCBI's taxonomy places the organism in Eukaryota, Metazoa, Chordata, Mammalia, Primates, Cheirogaleidae.
UUCCCUUUGAGUGUAUUAUAAUUUUGUGAUAAAAAUUUCAAGGAGAAAAAAAAAAAAACACACAACCUCCUUCCUCUGCCUCUUUCCUUCGGGGAGGGGAAAAGCCGGGGAGGGGUGGGGGGGCUGGAGAUCUAUCUCCAGACGGACAGGAAAGAAAGAGGAGCAAAUUAAACACCGAGUUGCCAAAACCAGGAUAUUAGGUUUCAGCCCAGAGAGCUAUUGGCUAAGGCUGUGUUUUUUUUUGGGGGGGGUGGGUUUGUGGGUGGGUGAUGGUGGUGGUGGGUGGAUGUUUAAUGGACACGGAGAAAAGGGGAAUCGAGUGUUGGUGCCUCUCCCAGCGCCGCCCGGGCCCCGGGAAGACCAAGUUCAGCGACUGCGGCGGGGCCAGGCCGGGGGCGCCUCGGCGGGGUGGGGGCCCCGGCGCCUUUCUUUUUCUUUUCUUUUUUUUUCUUUUCCGCGGAUGCAAAUUUCUGGAGCGGGGAGAGGGAGAGAGAGAGCCCGGGAAGGGGGGUGGCGUGGCGGUUGGUGGUGGGGAGGGGAGGGGAGGGAAGCCUUUUAAUGACUCAUUGAUUGAGCCGGUUUAAAAUUAGUUGUGUGCGCGAGUGUGAGUGUGUUUUCCGCCCCCCGGAGCCGCCGGGAGCCGGGAAGGAGGGAGCGGGGCUUGGCGAGGGGAGGACGGCGCGGCGGGGCAGCGAGCUGGGGGCAGGGAGGGCCUGCAGUGACGGCGGGCGAGGAAGAAAAAUAAGCUUUUCCAAUCUCCUCCCCUCCGUUUUCCCCCCCUCGCUUCUUUUCUCCCUCGCAAGCUCUAGGGUGUGAAUCUCAUUUUCUUUCUUCUCGGCAAAAUGGACCCCGUGUCGGAGGGGGAGGGGACGGGGUGGGGAGGGAGGCGGCGAGGACAGGGUUUAUUUUUCAUCCCGGCUUCUUCCUUCGCGCCGCAUCUUCGGGCGGCCGCGGCGAGGAGCUCGGGGCUGGCUGGCCUUCUCGGCCCGGUCCCCGCUCCGGCCCCGGCCCCAGCCUGCGGCGGCAGCGGCGGCGCACACCCGCCCGCGCCGCUGCCCCUUCCCGGCCGCCUUGCCGCCUUCCCGACGCACCGCCGAGGAUCCGCGGCCGGGCUCGGCCGAGCCCCAGCACUUGCGGAGGAUCCGCGGCCCAGCCAGGCGCCUCCUGCGAAGCCCGCGCUGUCCGCCGGGCCGGCCGGAAGAGACUGGCGCCGUGGCGGCGCUUUUUUUCGCCGAGAAUGCGCUGGCCUGACGCCGUUCGCGCCCCCCCGAGUCGCCCCGAAUGCGGAAUCCUGGCCGUGGGGUUGCGGUUGGAAGGCGCUAAGAUGGCGCUGGGCCUGGCCGGCCGCCAGGGCUGGUGGCGCAGUUGCUCGGCGGGCGCCAUCUUCCUCGCGGCGCGGGCGGCGCCCUCGGUGGACGCCUGACCCCGAAGACGAGGCCGCCGGCUUGGAGCAACAAGGGCCUGGGGCCGGCGUCUUGCUCUUUCACACUUUUUUCUGGGAAUGCGUGGGCCGGGGGUCGGGCCUCUCGGCUGAUGGGUCCCCUCCCUGA